AAUGGAGAAUGCCUUGGAGACAUGCGAAAACUCAUUUACGGUCUGCUGCCCGCAUCACCUGUCGAUCUCUCACGCAGCAAGUAUCUGGCAUUGGAUUGUGAGAUGGUGGGCAUCGGCCCAGGUGGAAAAGAGUCUUCUUUAGCCCGUGUUUCAAUAGUCGAUUAUAACGGUGCCGUUGUACUCGACGAGUUCGUCAGGCAGCGGGAGCGCGUGACAGAUUGGCGGACGGCGUUCAGCGGGGUGAGAGAGAGGGACAUGAUUAACGCCAAACCUUUCGAUGAAAUCCAGGCACGCGUUGCUGACUUGCUCAAGGGUCGUAUCCUUGUCGGACAUGCCGUACAUAACGAUUUGAAGGUCCUGUUCCUUUCUCACCCUCGAGCCGAGCAACGCGAUACGCAACAUCUCGCGCACAAAAACGGGCAGUCACGUGGCACGCAUCCGGCCUUGCGCAACCUCGUGCGGGACAUGUUUUCCGUGCAGAUUCAAGGCGGGGAGCAUAGCUCGGUCACCGAUGCACGCGCGACAAUGGCCGUGUUCAGGCUGCACAGAAAACAGUGGGAACGGGCGUAUUCGACAAUGCCUAUACGCGUGAAUAAUAGCAGAUCCGACGGGGUGAAGGGUAAAAGUCGCGCACACGCCAGCAUGAAUAGACCAGAAGGAGGGACAGACGGCGAGGGUGCCAAUAACACUACACAAAACAGGCAGGUCAAGUCCGCAGCAAAAAGGAAGGUGGUGCACUCGGUAGGCAACGGUGGACGCAAGGGUGUCUCGUCGGGCCUAUCGACGAUCAUCACGAAACGAUCAAAGGGAGGCGGCGGAGGUGGAGGUGGAGAUAAGUCGCAGUGGUGGAAAGAGCUUGGUGGGGGAGCCAAGGGAGCCCUCAGUUUGUCGAGAUAA
Heterobasidion irregulare TC 32-1 is the source of this 897-nucleotide messenger RNA. RefSeq lists its product as uncharacterized. The annotation marks the transcript as partial. Gene Ontology annotation, molecular function: nucleic acid binding; 3'-5' exonuclease activity. The record is from RefSeq and is a predicted model, not a curated record. The transcript has 4 exons. Gene Ontology annotation, biological process: ribosomal large subunit assembly; rRNA processing. Gene Ontology annotation, cellular component: nucleus. NCBI's taxonomy places the organism in Eukaryota, Fungi, Basidiomycota, Agaricomycetes, Russulales, Bondarzewiaceae.